GUAGUGUUUAUUUUGCAUUUUUCCCAUUCAUUUUAACAAUUUUUAAUUUUUUAUGUAAAUAGUACUGUAUUGAUUUCAGUGCAUAGAUAAGUAUACAGUGCGUUGUUGCAAUAACUAUUUGAGUUACAAUUAGGGUUUUUUGUAAAAUUAAGUUAAAUUAGCAUAUCAUACCUACUUAGUAUAUUCAGUAGUGUAAAAAGGAAAAUGUUAUCUUAGUAAAUUGUGUACAUUGGAUGUUUGAAUGUUUAAUCAUGGAUUUAAUGUUAACAGAAAAAGAAGAAUUCAUGCAAGAACACUUAGUUGUUUGGGUAUAUUUGAUUGUUUUUAUUACUGUUACCUUGUAUAAUCUAUCUGGACAAAUUCAUUGUUACAAAUACCAAUAAGUUAAAUAAUCCUCUCAGUAAAAUUUAAUUCAAAAUUAUUGUUAAAAGAAUUUCGACAACAUUAAAAAUCUUGCCUUUUUUUUAAAAAUAAUAAAUGUGACAUUUUUGGCUAUAACUUCCAAAUUAAAAAAAUCAAUAUUUUGUCAUAGGACAUUUAAAUUCAGUGUCAAAAACAAGUUACUAAAUUACAUUUAUAUAAAAUUAUGUAUUUCUUUUUAGUGUUUAAAAUUAUGUAUUAUGUCACAUUUCACUUUUUAGUUGGCUUUGUAUUUUUAAUUUGUUUUUUUUAUUUCUUAUGACUAAUUUUAGAAACAACAAUUUAAAUAGAAAGAGGUAUAAGAAAAAAUUGUAGGUAUCAAAAAUAGUAUUCAUUGAUAUUAUGGAUGACUUAAUACUUUAUUUGUACUGUCAAAAAGUUUCUGUUAUUAUAAUUAAUGUUUAGGACUGCUGUUAUAUCGUCAUAUGUAUAAAUUUAGUAAUACCUUAAAUACCUAUGCUAUAUAUUUAUUAUAGAAAUAAAAAAAAAAGCAUUUUUAAAAAAUUGCGGCACAGCUAAUAAAUUUUCACGACAUUCUAGGGUGCUGUGACAACCAGUUUGAAAACCACUGAUUUAUUCAGGAUAAAAUAUCAUUACAUCAUAUUAUAUCAUUAUAUUAAUUACAUGUUCAACUAUGCGUCCUCAACAAACAAAAAUUGUAUUUAUUCAAAUGAAUAAAUCUAAUUAAUAACGAUUUGAUUGAUUUGAUUACUAAAAAUAUUGUAUUUUAAAAUUUAAUUUUAAAACAUUUUAUAAAAUAUAAAAAGUAAUACAAAUUGUAAAUAAUUUUAAUUUUUAGUUACAAUCUUGCUUAGACCAACCAGACAAAUUAACAAUUUAUGAUGAUUUAAUUGAUGGCACAUUGAUUUACGAAGUUUUACUUUUGAUGUAAGUAUCAAAUUUAUUACAAACACUAUUUUUAUUGGUAGACAUUAAUAAUAUGUUAUGUUUUGUAUUUCUAGAGAUCCUGAACCAUUAUAUCAUGGUAUUGUUUCUGGGAAAAAUGAUCAAUCAAUUAGAAUUCAAAAUAUUAACUGUAUUUUAAAAAAUAUAAAAAUGUUGUAUGAAGUAAGUAUUAUUGUUAAUUGGUAAGCCCUUAAAUGCAUUGUUUCUGUUGGAAUGUUAGUUUUUGACACUAUGUUAUGUACGAAAGUAAUUAUAAUUUAUUAUUUUUAAAAUUUUAAUUUGUAACAUAAUUAAACUACUUUAAUUUUAAUAAAAAAUAAAUUAUUUUAGAUCUCAAAUAAUAUAAUACAAACAAGGUCUUAUCUUGUAUAACUACUUGAGUAUGGUUUAAGUUAAUUGAAAAACUAUGUUCCUUGAAGUGAAUAGAAUUAAAUUCCUAACAUGUUUCUUAUUAGGUUUUAAUAAGAAAUCAUCUUUUAUGCUAAUAUAUUAUAUUUCAUUUUUGUGUUUGAUAAGGUUUAAUUAGUCAAUAUGUCUCAAAAUUGUAUUAAUACAAUUUUCAGAAAUAGUGUUUUUUUAAGUAGAUAUUAAUGUAUAGUAAAUGUUAUUAGUUAAUUAAUAAUCUUAUAUUAAUUUUUUUUUAAUGUUAAAAUGUAUUUAUAUUGAAGUAAGAUGGCCUAUUCACAGGUAUUAUAAUGUUUGUGAGCAGUGGUGUGGUGAAAGGGGUAUUAUGAAGCCUGAGCAUUAUGGUAAACAAAAUUUGGGGGGUGGGUGAUUACAUUAAGGUAAGCAAAAGUAUAACACAACAAGCACAUUUAGUUACAACAGUUAUAUAUUUUAUACUAUAUUUAGGGGGUUAAUGGUAGAUAUGCACUGAAAUUUAUUUAUCAUGGUUUAUAAAUGUUCACCAUGCCACUGUUUGUGAAUCUUUUAAAUAAAAUGAUUUGAACAAAAUCAUAGUUUUAUUUCUGCAUAACUUUGCUACUUGUGUUGAGUACUACUAUAUCACAAUAUUCCUAUUUAAAGACAACUUGAUGUAUGAGUCAGCAUUGAUUUUAGUGUAGCAUUUGUAAUUUUGAAAAACUUAAUUUUUAAUUUUUGUACUGACAAGUGGUGGUUAUUAUAUAUAUAUAUAUAUAUAUAUACAAUACCUGUGAAAUGUUUGAAAUGAAAAUGUUUAAUUUUUCAAUAAACACAUGAAUUAUUAUAUGAAUGUGAAUAAUUUUUUAUACUUAGCAAAUCUACAAACAAUAUUGUUAUUAUUUACAUAUUUAUAUCUGAAAAUAUUGAUUUUUUACCAUGACUACAACCCAUCACUUGAAAAUAAAUGCUUUUAAUCUUAGUAGUCUCAUAUUUGGUUAUGAUUUCACUGAAUGAUCUAAUAAAUGUUUUCAUAUUAUUGGACAAUGAAUAGAAACGAGUUAUUUUUUUUUUAUUGAAAGUUCCAAAUACUGUGUUUUGUGUAUAUUUAUAUGAAUCAAUUAUAAUGAAAUUCUUUAGUAAUAUUGGAACUGUAGAUAGAUACAAUAUGAUCACUAGGAGAGGUCAACUGCUUAUAUGAAUAGUCUCACUAACAGAAUAAUAUUUAAAAAAAGUUCUAAAUUAACUAACAAAAAUAUUAAUAAUGAAAAACUAUUUAUUUUUUUAAGGUAUAUUUUUAAAAAUUUGUUCACAGGAAGAAUUGGGACAGGUUAUAUUGACAAUGCCGGAUUGUUUACGUUUAGGAAGAGAACCUUUUUCAAAAAGUAGCUUUGAAGAUAUGAAAUUAUUGUUGUUAUUAUUACUUGGUUGUGCUGUUCAGUGUCCAAAUAAAGAAUCAUUUAUUGAACGUAUAAAAACAUUACCUAUUGAAUCUCAACAUGCAUUAGUUCAUUAUAUAAAACAAGUAUUCUAAAAUUUUGAUUUUACAAUAAGUUUAUGUAUUAAUUUCUACAUGUAAUUAAAUUUUUGUUUUAUAGAUAACAGAAAGUCAACAAAUUGUAAUCACUCAAGAAAAUGCUGAGCAAUUAACAACUGAUCUCAUGAUUUCUCAUAUUCGACAAUUAGUUAAAGAACGUGAUCAAUAUCUUCAGGUAAUCUAUUUAUUUACUAAAUCAUUAUGAUAUUGAUUAUUUAUAAUAACUAUACUUUUGCUUUUUAAAGAAUAAAAAAAAUAAAUAUAUUAUUUUUAGAUGUGGACAGAGUUAGAAGAAAAACGUUUUUCUAAUUCAAAACCUAUUGAGACAAAUUUAAUCACAUCUAUUAGUUCUUGUGGUGAUAACCAGAAUUAUGCUCUUGAACUUGCUGAUUGGAAAGCAAAACUUCGAAAAUUUAGACAUGAAUUGUAAAUAUUAUUUAUAUUAAACUAAAUUAAUUUUUGCAAAAUAAUUUAUUAUAAUACAUACAUUAUAUAAUAUUUAUAGAGAAGAAAAAACUGAAUCAUUAUCUGAAGCAAAAGAAGAACUUGAACAAACAAAUAUUACUGUAGUUAAAUUAAAAGAAGAGGUAAAUGUCUAUUAAUAUUUAAAAGUUUAUUUAGUUGUACUUCAUGAUUUUAUUUAUUAUUAUUUUAGCUUCAACAAAUCAAAGUAGAUGCUAGAUCAGCUAAAGCAUAUAGAGAUGAAGUUGAUGCGCUGCGUGAAAAAGCAUCAAAUUAUGAACAUCUAGAAACAGAAAUAAAAAAAUAUAAACAAAAAUUAGGAGAUUUAGAUUAUUAUAAAUCUAGAGAAGAAGAACUCACUCAAAAUAAUUUACUCUUACAAGAAACAAGAGAAACUCUAGAGGAACAACUUGUUAAAUUUAGAAGACGAGCAUCUCAAAUACAAGAUAUGGAAUCACAAUUAUUGCACUUAAAACAAACUAUUAAUACAAUGACAUUAGAAAGAGAUGCACACUUAAGAAAAAUUGAUGAGCUUAUACAUGAAAAUGCACAACUUGAUCUUCUUAAUAAAUCAUUUCAGUGCAAUGAAAGCUUUAACAAAGACAAUGACAGUGAUAACUUUUUUGAACAUAUUGGCAAGUAUAAUAUAAUAUAAUAUUAAAUGAAACAUUUAUUUAUCAGUAAUUUAAUUUACAGCAAUACUACAACUAUUUGCAUUAAUAUUUACUUAAAAGUUGAUACCUGCUCUCUAUAAGUAAGGCUUGUGGCAAGAGUAGGAAGUCUAUUAUAACAAUUAAUAUUAUAUAUACAUUACAAUUUUUUUUACUUAGCCUUAACAAAAACUAAGUUGAGGUAUAAUAUUUACAAAUUAAUUAAUUAAUUAUUUUAAUAUAAUUUGUAAAAUAAGUAUACAUACUACCAUAAUAAAAACAAAAAUAAUCAUAAAAACUUUAAUAUUAACAAUAAUAAUGAGACAUUAAUAAAAAGACUUCAUAUAUAAUUUUUUUACAUUAGUUUAAAUUUAAUAUUACUUUCAAUCAGUUUAAUGUCAGUAGGGAGUUGGAUAAAAACUUGAAUAACUUUAUUUAUAUUAUAGUUCUCCACUAAUGUUAUAUUUGGUUUAAUGAAUCUAAUGAAUCUUAAAUUAUUGUUAAUAUUUUAAUUUUUUGAAAUAACUCAUUCGUACUAUGAUUUUGAUUAAUAUAAAAAAUGUUCAAUAAUACUCUAAUAAGCAUCCUAUGCAUUAUAUUUAUUAAUUCUAAUUAAUUUAGAAUAUUAUAAACUAUGCCAUAUGCAAUUAUUUCAAACAUAAUUGAUUGAACUAAUGCCAAAUAAACCAUUCUUAGAAUUAAAAUGUAGAAACUCAACACGUAUUAUAAUCAUUUAAAUUUGGCUUUUUAAUUGUAAGAGUUCAUACAAAAUUACACCUUAGUAUUUACCCUAAACUUACUCUAGAUAGGGGUGGUAACAUUUUUCUUGACCUUGAUAUAUCGGAAAACUAAAUAUCGAUAUGAUAAUAUAUCGUUACAGUAAAUAUCAAUAUUUCAAAAUUUUUGUACUUUCAUUAUUGAACAAAAGACAGCAUUGUUGAAUUCUAAAAUAUGAAAUUUGAAUAAGUAACAAUUAAACCCCAUUUAAGUUAACCAUAGAAUAAUUAUUAGAUUUUAAUUGUUUAGAUUUUUUUGCAUAAUUAAUAUUUUUAAAUAAAUAAAAACAAAUUUAUAAUUAUUAAUAAAUUUAAAUACAAAUAUCCACUCUUAAAUUAUCUUAUUUUGAACCAUUAUUAACUUAUUAAGAAAUAAAAAUAUUAAAAAAAAAAUAAUUUGAGCAAGAUACAGGUAGUAAAAUAUCUUUCUUUGUACAAUUUACUAGCUGACUAGCUUUUCUAAUGCUAGAUAAUAGUGUAAAUAGUAAAAUUAGUAGUUUUCUUGUUUGUAACAAUUAAAUUUACAUUAAGAAUUAAAUGUUCAUAUCAAAAAUCCAUAAAAACCACUAUAUAAUUUAUGAGAUUGAGAUGGAACAUUGAAGACAAUAUUAUCUUUUAACUAAAAUCAAGUCACACAAGUCACACCUUAUCAAAAUUGGUUAAGUAGUUACAGAGUGCAUCACACCUAAUCGUAACCCAUGAUUUUUAUUUUUAUGUAUAUAUAUAUAUAUAGCAAAGGGAUAAUAUAUUCCUUUGCCCUAAACUUAACCAGAGAAUUGUAAUCAUUGAAGUGUGGAAAUUCUUUGUUACCAUAUUGUGGAUGAAACUGAUAGAAAAAUAAACUAUACAUACAUUUUUUUCAAAUAUCUAAUUUUAAAUUUUUAUAUUAUAAAAACAAAAUUUUGGUUGUGGUUAAAGAAUAAUUUUUGUUUGAAUAUGUAAUUUAUUUUCACUAUUUUAUAUUUUACAUUAAUCCUGCUCUAAUUUGGUUAUUUUUUCUCACAUUAAAUAUGAUUUAAUUUUUUUUAAAUUUGAUAAUUAUAUUCUAAAAAUAAGAUUAAAUUAUCAUUUAUAAUCAAUUAAUUUAUUUUAGGUAAUAAUAUAUUUCUAUAUUUAUACUUAUAUUUACUUUAGGUUCAAAAGAUAACAGUUUAUGUGAACAACUCAGUACAAGUGCUCAGUCGCAUGCACUAAGACUUGAAUUAGAGAAUAAAAAACUUACCUCAACAAUAGAAUGCUUACAGGAAAAUAUGAGACAUCAAAAUAAUGAAAUAAUAUUAGAACUUGAAAAGGAUAAGAAAUUGCUAUCAUUGCAGGUAAUCUAUAUCUAAAAGUCACUUAAGACAAAUGUGAAAGAAGAAUCAAAGUCAUUAAAAAGAAAAAAACUUUUUUUUUUAACUAUUACAUGUUUUAAUUAGACUACGGAUGAUUAUAGAGUGGUUUGGAUGGGAUAUACUGCCUCUAAAGUAGUGCUCAUACUGGAAAUUUGUCCUUAAAAUACAAAAAUUUUACUUUUUUAGAUUCUGAAUGGAGCUUAUAGUUUUACAAAGAUGUUUAUUUUUAUUUUGUUAACAACAUUUCUACCAGAAGUCUUGCUCAGAUUUAAGUGUAUCAUCUUUUCUGAAAGGAAAUUGGUGUGAGGAGGUAAUUUUGCUGAGAAGUUUCUCAUAAAAUUUGAAAAAUCAAAAAAAAAAAAAAAAAACAGGAAAAUGUACGAAAUAUUUUACUAAAAUAUUAUUAUUUUUUUUUCCUAAGCACAACUUUUCAACCAGCAAUUUUGCUCCAAAUUUUAAUGAUACAAAUGUUUCUAAAAGGAAGGGAGGUACUUUAGAGGGGUCAAGUACACUUCACCAAAAUCAUGUCGCCACAAUUUUUUUGCCAAUAGACAGAUUCGCCGCUAAUAUUUACUCUGCCAGACUUUUGGCCAAUGGACUUAAUUUCUUAAAAGAAAUUGAUACAUUUUUAAAAAAGAAAUGAUACUGGGGGUGGGUGCAGCUACUGUUGUAGUUGGAAAAUUGGGAUUUUGGAAAGGUAUGACACAUAAAGUUAUUUAAUUUAAAUUUGUAUUUCACGACAAAUCAUUGCUAACAAAAAAUGAUUCGUAGCACAAUUUGGUAAGAUAAAUUUGGAAAUGCCAUAAUUAGAUCUUAAAACGCCUAUCAAAAUAAACACUAAAGUAUUUAACUCAAAUUAACCUUUUUGACCACUAAGUAAAACUUAAAAUUAAUCUUGUGUUAAAUUUUCAAGGAUUUUUGUUCAACAAAAUUGUUUUAUCCUCAUAUACCUACCAAAUAGAAACAAUAAAAAAAUGCCGUUACUUUUACGUUUUCCAUCAAACCAAAGUUUGAUACUUAAAUGCUUAUUAAAAUAAAAAUAAUACAUAACACACAAUUUAUUUUUGUUUUACCAUCAACUAAAAUUUCUAAUAAGUUAUAACACGAUAUAAGGUAACUUAAAUCGCGUUCAAUUUUUAAAUAUUUUAGAUUGUUCAAAAAAUUAUAUUCACUUAAACCCAACCAAUAGUAAGAGGAAUGCCGAGAAUUUACGAUUUUUCUAAUGAGUGUUAUUUUAUCUUUAAACAGGUAUAAAGAAAACACUAAUAAAUUAAAAGGUUAUUGAUGAAUAAGUCUGUAGGCAAAACAAUUAACGGCAAAACUGUCCAUCUGAUCAUUUUUCGAUUUUUUCAUCAAAUUUGAAAAAACAAAAAACAAAACUUGAAAAUGUAAGAAAUGUAGGCAUUAGUUAAAGUAAAUUACAGCCUUCUUUUUUUCUGUGUAGAACUUUUCUACUAAACAUUUUUCCUCCAACUUAUAUUGUUAGUAAUGUUUCUAAAAAAAAAUUUCACUAGGGAGGUACUUAAGAGAGGUUAUUUUUUAAUUUUCUCAGGAGUUUGGGAAAUUGGGAAAAUCGCUACAACUUUAUACAAAUAUUAUUAAAGAAAAUAUAUAAAGCCUAUUUAAUUAUUUUUCUAUAAAAUGACAUAUAUAUAUUGUUGACAAAGCAUCACUAUCAACUAAACUUCGCUCAGAAUCGUUUUUCUUUGAAAGCAAUGGUUUAUUGUUGUUUACAGGUGUACAUUAAUUAUUUAUAACAGUGGCUGCAUCCGUCCUGAUUAUCCUAGGAUAUCAUUUUGUUUUUGUUAUACACUGGUUGCGUGGGAAAAACUUUUUGAUUAUAAUUAAAUGUUUUCACAUGUUAAAAAUGUUUAUUUGCUUAAUACAUUUAGUAACAUCACAAAAAAAACUUGCUGCUUUUAAGCUAAUUCACUUAAAUAUAAAUAAUUUUUUUACCAAAGUCGACAAACUUCUUUUGUUCAAAAUUUAACCCCUUUUUCACAUUUAUGCUUUUAGUAUGGUAUACUAAGUAGGACUAUUUUUUUAAUAUUUCAUUCUUUUUAAUAGUAGGGCAGUAUAAUUUUAUAUUGGAUACUAUUGAAAAUCAAACAGGUGUAUAUUAUUUUUAUUGACUUUACUUAAACUUUUGACAAAGUUGGCCAUUAAAUCCUAAUAAAGGUUUUUAAAAAACUGGAUUUGGGGAACCUAUCUUAUCUUGGUUUAAAUCAUAUUUAUCUGACAGAGUUCAAUUUGUUAAAGUAUUCAAAUGUAAAUCUGAAGCUGUCAGUGUAACUUCAGAUGUUUCUUAAGACGUACAUUAUUUAGAAUACUACUUCUUACUGUUACUCUUAACCUUUUCAUCAUUUGGUAACCCGAUUAAAUUAAACAUAACUAGCCUCGGACAUAGAUUGGGUCAAAAAGGGCUCAAAUGGUUUGUUGUGUAAAAUUUGUGCAGUUCGCAAACAAAUAUAACAUAGUUUCUAUCAACGUUAGAUUAACAGUAAUAUUUUUAGUGUCUGUUUUCACAAUGACCUGUAAAAUAUUUAAUAACACAUUCAGUAGUUAUUUUCCUCGCAUAUCUGCCAAAUUUAUUAAAUACUACAGAACACUUUACAAGACAUAGGAACAACCCUAAAUUUAAUAUGUUAUACAUAUAAUGAUUUAAACAUAUAUUAUGUUCGAUGUAUUUUCUUGGGUUAUAAUAAUGAAUAAGAACCAUUAUCAAUGAUUUUUUUUCUAAAGCUUUAUUAUACUGAUUGGCUGGUGACACAAUGCAUUAGUGUUAUUUGUCUGAAGACUUUUAUUUUAAAGAUUAUAGUGUAGUUAUAUUUAGCCGUAUUUGUGUUUCAAAGAUAUUAUUAUUAUUAUUUUUUUACAUUAGUUUAAAAUAUGUCUUAUGUAUGAACAAUCAGAAUUAUUGCCUUUUUGUAUUUUAGGCUGAUUUUAAUUUUUAAUAUAGCUUAACAUUUUAAUAAAAUAAAUUUAUAAAAAUAUACAAAGGAUAAUUAAUUUCAUGAAAAACGCUCAUUAUUUCAAAAAGUAGCGAUUUUUGCAAAAUAAAAAUUUUUUUGAGAAUUUAUUAAGAAACAAGCAGUUCUUCAAUGUUACAUUAUCAUUAUUUUUAUGGAGAAACGACUACAUAAAUUUGAUUUCCUAAUGGUAAUGUACAUUCAAAAUUUUAUAAUUAGAUGGGAUUAGCUUAAAUCAAUUUUAGAAUUAAAAUUUUUAAUUUUGUCAACACAUUGAUGAGAUUUUCCAAGUUUUAAUUUGGAUAUAGGGAAAGUAAUAGACAGCUAUUCAAACUAUAUCAUUAGGUACAUAUAUAUAUAUACAGUGAGUGUAAAAAGUAUUCGUACAUCCUACUUUAUUAAAUAAAUAUACAUUUUUCUUCAUGAUAUUCUAUUUUAUCGAUAAAUUAAUACAUGCAUAUUAUUCAUUGACGAUUUUUAAUUAUAUUAAAAAAAAAAAAAAACAUGAAAAAUGUUAUAUUAAUAAUAAUAUUCAAUAACAAACAAAACAAUACAUAUAACAGGAACAAUAAAUAUCCGUACACUUCUAUUUUAGUUACGGAAUCACCUGUUAUUAGAAAACGAUAAGAUAUACAAAAUGUCACAUUAAAAGUUUGUCCCCAACCACGUUACAAGAUUAUACCAAUUCAGUUAGCUUUGAAAUAUUAUUGGAAUAUCAUCUAUCACAAAAUGAGUCAAAAAAAAUGCGAGACAAAUAAAACUGAACGUGAACUAAUUCUGUGGUUGCAUAAUCAAUGCCAAUCAUAACGUCACAUAUCAAAAAUUGUCAACAGAGCUCAUAGCACUUUGAAACACGUGAUAAAUCGAUACAGUAAGCGGAAAAGUCACGAAAAUAAGCAACAAUCUGGUUGUCUAAAAAAACUUUCUGACUAUGAUAAACCUAUAGUUUAACGAAAAGUCAAAUUGAAUCUAAAAAUAAGCGCUCCUAAAAUAGCACAAGAUCUUGCGAAUUUUUCUGGAGUACGUGUUUGUGUAAGUACAAUAAGAAAUUGUUUAAAAAAUAUUGAUUACCAUGGACGAAUAGCUCGUCGAAUAUAUUUUUUAAAUAAAAAAAAUAAACAAAAGAGAUUUGCUUUUGCAAGAGAUAACUUACAUCAAUCUGAUAACUUUUGGAACAGAGCUAUAUUAACAGGCGAAAGUAAAUUUAAUAUUUUUUGCUCUGAUGGAAGACGUUUUGUUUGGAGAAAAGCAAAUACAGAAAUGGAACCAAAAAAAUUUACAGCCUACAGUGAAAUACAGAGGGGGUUCUGUAAUGGUUUGGGGAUGUAUGAAUGCUCAGGGUAUUGGAAACUUGCACUUUAUUGAUGGAAUUAUGAACCAAUAUAUUUAUUUAAAUAUUUUGAAGACAAAUCUUACAGCUAGUGCCGAAAAAAUGGGCAUCAAAGAUGAUUUCAUAUUUACACAGGACAAUGAUCCCAAGCAUACUGCAAAAAAAGUUAAGGCUUGGUUGUCGAACAAUGUAACUAAAUAUCUUGUGACGCCACCACAGUCUCUAGACAUUAAUCCUAUUGAGAAUUUGUGGGAUUAUUUGGACAGAAAAAUUCGAGAUCACAAUAUUUCAAGUAAGGAAACUCUAAAAAAAGCUCUAGAAGAGGAAUGGAAUAAAAUCACAGCAGAAACAACACGUCAUCUGGUUGAUUCAAUGUCUAAGAGGUUGGAGUCUAUAAUAAGGUCCAAAGGCUACCCUACAAAGUAUUAAUUAGGGUAGGGCUAUACAAUAAUUUAAAGGCAUUUUUUUUGAUACAACUCUUUAUUAUUAUUAUUUUUUUUUAUUAUUAUAUAUUUAUUGUUUUGUUUGUUAUUGAAUAUUAUUAUUAAUAUAACUGUUUUCAUGUUUUUUUUUAAAAUUUAAUUAAAAAUCGUAAAAGAAUAAUAUGUAUGUAUUAAUUCACCAAGAAAAAUAAAAUAUCAUGAAGAAAAAUGAAUAUUUAUUUAAAAAUACAGAGUGUAAGAAUACUUUUUACACAUGUGUGUUAUUAUUUAUAACUUAUUGUUUUAGCUUGAAGAAAUAGAAAAUAGUAGAAAUCGUGUACAACAACAUUGCACAUCAAUAGAAAACGAACUUUCUAAUAUAAAACAUGAAUAUAAAAAAUUAAUUGAAAUUAAUGAAAUACUGAAAAUAAAAAUUGAGGUGAGUGCAUUUUUUAAAUAAAUAAAUAUGUUUUAUAAACAGGGGCAGAUAGUGAUUUUUUUUCCAAUCUGAGAAAAUUGAACCAAACAGGCCCACAAACUUGCACUAAGAAUUUUAAACACUCCCUUCUCCAUUUUUAACUUCGUCACAAGUUUAAUAUAUAUUAUUUUUUAAAUUCAAAUAAAUUCCCUAUAAAAAACAAAUAUAAUUCAUAGUAUAAAUGGAUUUAAAGUAUUUAGGUAAUUUGUGUAAUUAAUAUCCACUAAAUUAAUUGAAAUUUUAAUCUAUUUAAUACCACAAUAGGUACAUUUUAAAGAAUAUAAUUAAUGAUUAAAAUAUUAAAUGCCUGAACCUAUAAUAGUUGACAUCAGUUGAUAACAUAAGUUCUCUAUGUAAAACUUACUUUUAUUUUUCAAUUGUUUAAUUAUACAAAGCGUUAAUAACAACAUUCAAUAUUAUAUUAUAUAUUAUAUAUAUCUAAAGUAUUUAUUUUUAUUUUAUAAAGUAUAUAAUAAUAUAGCAGCUUACACGAAAACUAGUCCAUUGGAAAAUUUCCUGAUUUCCUAAUGAGCCAAUUCCUUCCACUUAAAAAUAAUAUUUAUGUGUGUAGAAAUAAUUUAUAAAUAAUAUUAUUAGAUAAAAACUGAAGAAUUUGAAAAAAUGAAAAGAGAAAAUAAGAAACUAGAAAUAGAAAUUAAAGAAAAUAAUUCUCUUCAUAGCAAUGAAAAAUCUGAUCUUGUUCAAGGAUUGGAGUUGAAAAAUAGUAAUUUAGAAAGAGAUAUAACUAAAUUAAAGGGAACAUUAGAUGUAAGUAUUAUACAAUUUGAAUAUUUGAAUACUUUAAUAUUAGCAUAAAACAAUGUUAAUAUACCACUUAAUAUUUUAGAAUAAAUUAGAAGAAAUUGAUAACUUGACAAGCGAAAUAGAUAUGUUAAAUAAAGAAAAAGAAAUUUUAAAUAAAAAUUUAGAUGAAAAUGACAAGCAAAUAUGUCGUUUACGUUUUAUUGAAAAUGAGUUUCAUGAUUUAAAAAGUAAAUAUACUGUUGAAGUGGCUGCAGCUAAAGCUAUUCAGGAUGAUUUGGUAUCAGAAAAACGCAAAUCUCAACAAAUUAUGGAUAAUUUAGACAAAUUAGGCUUAGCAUUGGACCAAUCUGCUAAACCGGAAAAUGUAUUAGACCAGUAAGAAACUAAUAUAAUUAUAUCUUCAAUAUAAAACUCAUUUGAAUAUGAAUAGCUUCUUGAUGCUUAUAAAAACUGGAAAUUAGUAUAAAUAUAUGAUACUUUAUUAUAACUGUUAUGUUAACUUAAAGAAAGGUAGACCUUAAAUAUCUAUACAAUAAUAUUUACAAAUUUAAUUUUAGAAUUUUUAUUUUAUUAAUUAUUUUAGAAUUACUUUGUAAGUACCAUAAAAUUCAUAUUAUUUUUAUCAUAAUAUAUUUUUUUAUACAGAAUUGUUUCAAGUCCUGAAGUAGUUAAAGCUGUGAGAGAAAAAAUUACCCAAGAUACUAAUAUGUUUCAUGAAAUAAAAACCCUUAAUGUAGCUCAAAUGGAAGUUGAUUUAACCUCUUUAAAAUCUAAAGUACAUUCGCUUAACAGUCAACACACUGCAUUACAAUUAGCUAACACACAGUUGGCUGCAGAAAAAGAAGAAGUAAUACAGUACCUAUAAUAAUUUAUUAUACAAUAUAUUUGUAAUUUUUCUAUUAUCUAUAUUUUAUAAGGCUCAAAAAGAAUUAGAAUCAACAAAUUUAGCUUUUUCUAAACUACAAACACUACACAAUCAAUUAACAAUUGAAUAUGAAGAACAACUCAAACAAAAAGACUCUUUAAAAAAUGAUCUCAAGGAAGCUAGAUUUUCAUUAAAAGAAAAGUUAACACAAUUAAAAAGUGUUGAAUCAAAACUUAAACGGGAAAAUGAACAAUUAAAAGCUGAUUUGAUUACAGUUAAACAUUUACCUGCUGAACAUGCAAAAUUAAAAGUAAGUUUUUUUACAAAAUUACUAGAUUACAAAGUUACUAAAUAAGUUAAUUAUUUUGUAGGAUGACUUCAGAGCGUUAUUUACUGUAAAUGAAAAACUAAAAACUGAUCUAAGGAAUGGGUUAGAUACCAAGGAAUUAAUUGAAUCUCAUGAAAAAGAGAUGGAGAUUCUUAAAUCAAAAUUGACAGAUUCUAAUGCUCGUUAUAUGGUAACAUAAAUUUAUGUUUAAUUUUACCACACUGCUUAGAUCAGACCUUUUUGUUAAGUGCUAGGUAUCUAUCCGGAUAAUAAUAAAAAAAAAUAAUGUAAAUGAAAUAAAAAUAAGUACCAGGUGUCAGAAUUAGAUCUUAAAAUGGAUUUCCUUCUGACUAGAAUUAAAUAAUAAAUAUUUAUCAAUAAUUUAGUGUUUACAUUUCAUAUUAUUAUGUUGGCAUUUGAUAAUUUUGUAAUGUUACCAAAUAUAGUAAUAUAUCAUAAUCAUGUAAACAUUAAGGUAUGAUUAGGGUCCCCCAUUACACAUUUUUUCCAUUCUUUUUUAUUAUAAACUAUUAUCUAUCUAAACUCAUACUGUUUUUAGAUCUACCAUGAGUCCCUCUAUUUUAUCUUAUCUUUCACCUCUUAUUUGUACAUCUAUUUCUUGUUUUAUAAUUUAGUCAUCUGACCUCCAUACAUGUCCUAACUUAAUGUAGUAAUAUAUUAGUUAUUUUAAUUAUUUAAAUAAUGAACGUUUUUCAAUGUCCAAAAUAAAUAGUAUUAGUAACUAGGUAUAAUAAUUGACACUUUUAAAUUGUUAUGUUAUGUGAUUUACUUGAGAAAGAAAAACAAUUAUGAUUUACAACACCUCUUCCAACAUUAAUUGUUAGCUCUAAGCCAUCCAGGUGUCAGCGUCAAAAAUUAAAUUAUUCAGUAGAGUAAAAUAAAUUUUUGUUUUAUCAAUUUUCAGAAUCAUUGUCUGAUUUUAGAUUCUGAGUGGUGAGAUAAGAAAAUUUGCUUAGAUUUUUAAGUGUAGCACCUUUUCCGAAAAAAACUGGUGUGGAGAAGUCAUUUUUGUAUUUUCAAGUAUUAGUUAAAAUUUAUUACUACCUUCUUUUUGAUUUUUCAAAGAGUUUUUCUCAGUAAAUGUGAAAAACAGGAAAAUCGGUACAACAUUAAACAAAUUUAAUUAAUUAAAGAAAAUGUAAAAGGCUCUUACAGCAAUUUUGGUUUUUAAAUCUUAUUUAAAACACAUAUCUAUUAUUUAAUGUUAUUUACACCAUAAUCUUAUUUAUUUUAUAAAAUAUAAUACAAUAAAUAUUUAAUAAAAUUGAUAGUGCAAUCAAUGCUCCGUUCUGAUGUUUAUAUUAUAAUAUAUAAAUUUGUUUAUGCUCUUUUGUCAUCAAUUUGUAAUUACCAUUAAUUAUUAAUUUUUAAUUAGGUACUGCAACAAAUGACUAGUACAUUUGUAGAAGAUAGAAGAUCUUUAAUGGAACAUGUUACUAUGUUAAUUACCCAAUACCAUGAGCUUUUAACUCAAUCAUUAGAAGAUAAAGAGCAAUAUCAUUUAGAAGAAAAAAAUAAUGCGUUGGUUGAUAAUUUGUUAAUCAUUUAUUAUUUCUAUAAUUAUUAUGUCAUAUUAUAACAUUUUAUUUUCAGUGAUAAAUUGAAUCAUUUAUCUCGCCAAAAAGAAAAACUUGAAGAAAAAAUAAUGGAUCAUUAUAAAAAACUAAAUAGCUGCAGCAUUACAAAAAAGUAAUAUUCAAUAUUCUUAAUACUUUAGAAAUUCUUAAGAACUUAAAUGUAAAAUUAAUAAUUUUAAAUUAUAUCUCAAAUUAAUUCUAUUUCCUUUAUCAUAUUAUUAACAUAUUAUAUUAGAUUAUAUUCUAAUGAGAGUAAAAAAUGUAAUUAUUUUACAAUCUUAUUUAUUUAUUUAUUUUUAAUUGAAAAACUUUUUAAGGAGAUUAGGACUCAGUUAGCAUCUUCAUGUAAUUAUGUAUCGCUUAAAAAUAUAUAAAAUUUAUAGACUUGUAGAUAAAAAUCAUUAUCAUACCAUUGUUCCAUUAGAUUAAAAAAUUAACUGACAAAUAAAAAAAAAUCAAUAAUAUACAGAGUGAUAUUUUCAUUAUUAAUCACCAAUUUUCUUAGAAGAUUUUAAGUAAAUUUGAUUUUUGUUAAUCAUUAUGGAGAUUAAGUUUUAAUUUAAAACCAUUCUAAAUUCUUAUCUCUGCUUCAUGUAUUUAUUUAAAGUAUAUGGGGUAUGGGUAAAAAAUUAAAAAUGGUUUUAAAAUAAAUUCAAACUGAUACUUCACUGAAAUUCACUUAAAAUUCUUCAUUAAAAUUGCUGGUUAAUGAUAAAAAAAUGACCUUGUAAUAGAAUUCUAAUUUUUUUUUUCUAAUUUAAAUUUUAUUCAUUUUAACAUUUUAGAUUCUGAGUAAAGCAAGGAAUGUAUUGGUUUUACAAUAAUGUGUUUAUUAUUAUUAUUAUUAUUAUUUUUUUUUUUAUGAACAUUUUUUCUACCAGAAAUUAUGAUCAGUACUUUUUCUGAAACGAAAUCUGAGUGGAGAGGUGCUUUAGGGGUGUCAUUUUUUUUUUGUUUUUCUAAGAAUUUUUCCCAACAAAUGGGAAAAAGUGAGAAAAAAAAAAGGGAAACUGGUUAAAAAUAUAAGAAAAACAGGAAAAAAAGGUACAAUUUUAAAUUAGAAAAUAGGUAAAAAAUUAAAAAUUAAUGUUUAAUGCAUAGUUACGUAAUUAUUUUACCACAGUAUUACAUAUAUAUUGUUUACAAAGCAACACUAUCAAUGAAUUCUGCUAAAAAUUGUUUUUUUCUUUAGCAAUGAUUUAUUGUUGUAUACAAAUAUACAUUAAAUUCCCAUCUAUAUCCUACCUUUUGAACUUCCCACCUAGAACAGUGGUUGCACCCAUUCCCAUUAUCCUAGGAUAACAUGAUACAUACUAUACUGUAACAUAUAUCAAUUUAAUAACCAGAAAUACUAUCAAAUACAUUUAUUUCUUUUCACAAUAUCUUUUAUUAUUUUACCUUUAUAUUUAAAAAACUAUUUAUUUAUUAUUAAAAUAUAUUUAAUUGUUAUACUGUACAUUGUUUUUAUUAUUCUCUUAGAAAAACCUUUGGUUCUACUUGGAUAAGAAAAGUAAAAAAAGCUGGUACUGAACUAAUGAAUAAGGUAAAAUAUUUUAUUUAAAAAUUGUAUUUUUAUUCAAUUUCAAUGAUUAAUUAUAAUUAGAGUUUAUUCCUUUUUAUAUUUUUAAUUUUUUCAAUUAUCUUUAAGAAUCAUACUAAUUAGAAUUAAUUUAUGAAGUUUAAUUCUCAUAAUUGAAUAUUACAAUGAAAAUUAUGUGUCAGUAUAAACAAGUGUGCCAAACAUGACGAAGGAACAAAUAAUAUAAUACCAUUUAAUAAUAAAAGAUAUUUAUUAUAUGUUGCACAGUAUUUGUGAUUCUUUUCUGAACCUACCAAAAUUUUAAAAAUUAAUUUUGUCUUUUUGACUGCAUAUUUUAAUAAUUUUGAGAAUAGUUAAAAUUGGGCUCUAAUCAUAAUAAUCAUAUUAUGAGUAUUAGAUACCUUACUACUAUUAAAUUAUGUUAAAUAUUUUAUUUAGAGCCGAAUAUCCUGGCAUGAAGAUAUGGUUAGAAGAGGAAUUGAUUCAGACACAAGUUUAGAUUUGGAUGAUAAUCAAUCAAAUCAUCAUGGUAAAAUUUAUACAAUGCAUGUUUGAUUUUUAUUAUGUAGUAUUUAAUCAAUUAAGCAUUUUUUUUUAGAAUAUUCUGAUAAUCUAAGUAGUUUAGGAACACCAGGAACUCGUCAAACUCUAUAUCUUUCCGGUGAAGAAAAUGUAAGUUUAAUAAAUGAUAUAAUAACAAUAAUAAUAAUAAAUAUACUAUAUUUGUAUUAUAAUACAUAUUGAUGACGUUUUGUAAAAAGGCAUAUACCACAUUCAAUGCACAAAUAAUUUGUGUACUCAUUUUAUUGUUUUCGUGAUAAACAUAAUUAAAAACUGUUUUGUUGUUUUUUUGCAUAGUUUUUAAUACCCCCUUUUAACAAAACACCAUAAAUAUAUUAUAUAUACUACUUUUACAUAAUACGAGUUAAGCCGUUCUUAAUUAAAACCAAUUUUAUUAUGAGUCAACCUAAAUUGCCUGACUUGUAAACAUGUGAGUCUUUAAUAUUAAAGUGUAAGUUCUAAUUUAUAAAAAUGAAAUCUGAAUAAUAUGUUUUCAUUCGUCAAAAUAAAAGUGAUUAUUCCAUUUCCAUAUAACAAAAUACAACUAAUUUAAUUUGGUUAAACCACAUAUUCGAGAAUACUUAAAUUAAAACUGGUUUAUUCUAUUAAGUUUACUUUAAAUUGUGUAUAUUAUGCAUGAUUAAACCACUUAAAUUUUUAAACCGCCUUUAAUUGUGCAUGUAAACGUAGUAUAGUUCCUUAUAAAAAAGGUCAUAAUUUUUUUUAAAGAUUUUAUCUAUGUACAUUUAGUAAUUUUUUUUAUUCAUAGGAAGUUAUAUUGUUUUAAAAAAAAAUAUAUUGUUGAAUGUAAACAGAUGAUUUGGGGAUUGGAAAGGUCAGGUUUAAAAAUGAUAAAACUACUCUAAAAACCAUAGCGUUUAUAAAGCUGUUGAACAUAAUAUUUACUAUGAUAAAUAUUAUGUAUGAAUACAUAUAUAUAUAUAAUUAUAUAAUAAAUACAAUUUAUUAAUUUAACUAUUCAUUUUUGGCCAUUAUGAUAAAUCAAGUAGUUGUAGUAUUUAAUAUAAUGGUCUAUGUAUGAUUACAAAUUUAAAUGUAGAAAAAAUACUUUAUCAGGUUUUAUAUGAUUUUACAAAGAUAUUUAUUUUUUAUUUUUUUUUUAACUGUGAACAACUUUUUCUACCAAAAAUAUUGCUCCGAUUUAUAAGUGUAAUACUUUUUCUGAAAGGAAAUCUGAAUGGAGAGGUACUUGAGUUGAUUUCCCCAGGAGUUUUCCUAAUAAAUGGGAAUAAUGGGAAAAAUAGGUACAAUAUUAAACAAAUAUCAUUAAAUAAAUUGCAUAAUACCUAUAUUACUAUUUUACCAUAAUAUGCCAUAUAUAUUGUUGACACAGCAACACUAUCAACUGAACUCCGCUCAGAAUCAAUUUUUUGUUAGCAAUGGUUUAUUGUUGUUUACAUUAAAUUUUCCUUCUACUACCGUAUCAACUUUUCAUCUACAACAGUGACCCACCCAUAUAUGAAGUAUGCCCAUCUUUUUUGUCUGCAAUGACUUAUUAAUUAUUAUAUAAGGUAUUUAAACUAAAUAAUUAGCUAUAUAGCUUUCCUUCUUCAGACUUACAACAAUGACCUAGCCAUGGUACACAGUAAAUCCAUUUCUUAUUAUUAUAAUAUUAGGUUUUGAUGAUUAAAUGAUAGUAAACGUAUAAACUUUAUUUUAUAGUAUUGGUUCAAAUUAAAUGCUCAUGUUAAUAUGAUAUAUUGUUAGUAAUGAGACUUGCAUUAGUUACUAACUUCAUUAACUGAGCAACAUUUAACAUCUAUUUCUAGAAUUAUGUUAUUUUGUAUGUCUUAAUACUUUAUGAUUUAUAGUUGACUAAAUAAUUCCAAAGUUUUUUUAAAAAAAUAUUUGGUAACACUUGUAUUACAUUGUAAUUUAGGAUGGUGAGGAAGGACCUAUUAUAGCUAGCCAUUCAUUAUCAAAUUCACCACUUACUUCAUCAUAUCGUAAUGAACACAAGUAUAAAUUAAAUAUUGUCUAUUUAAAUUUUGAAUUUAUAUUGUGAUACUUAAGAAAUUAUUUUCUAGGUUAUCUUCUGCUAACGAUGACGAAGCAAAAGAUAAUAGUAGCAAUUCAACAAUGCGUUCCAAUAAAACUCUUCUAACAAAAGAAGAUUCAAAUUGGUAUGAAUAUGGAUGUGUUUAAAAAAAGCAUAUAAAAAAUGUCCUAUAUAAAUUCUUUUGACUGCAAAAAGUUUUGUAACAUGGAAUUUUUUAAACUCUUUGUUCCUGUUUUUUUUUUUUUUUUAUUGCGUAUAUUUUCUUCUAAUUUAAGCAUUUACUUUUUAUAAAUAUACAUUUUUUUUAGUUCUUAACUAUUUUGUAAAUAACGUUUAUAUAUACUAAUUUUAUUAAUGUUAUUUUUAUAUUAUGUUAUUUUUAUUAGAAUAAUUUGUAUAAGAUAUAAAUACUAAUUGAUUAAGAAAUAUGAAUAAUUUACUAUUAAAACUAGAAUUUAGUGAGAUUUGGAUUAAUAAUGUAUCAUAAUGUGAUAUUUAACUAAAAAGUAAAAUGUAUAAUUAUGUAUGUAACCGAUUCUUGCCCAUAUUUUUUUUAAAAGGAUUUGUUCACUAAACAACAAAAAACGAAUUAAAUUAUUGUGAUAUUUUUAAACAUUUGGUGGUUAGAAAAAUAAUUAUUUUAUGAAAUCAAAAAAUAAUCAUUAAUAGGUAUAUAUUUUUAAUUUAAAAAAGAUUUAAUUAUGUCUAAAAUGUAAUAUGAAAUUUUGUAUGAAAUAUAAAUUUGUAUAAUAUAGUAUGAUUUUUAUAUUUAUUGAAUUAAGACAAUUAUAAAUUAAACUAUAAAACCCCCGUUCAUGGAAUCCUAAUUGCACCACUAGCAAUAACUUCGAAA
Messenger RNA from Cinara cedri, 20174 nucleotides. NCBI's taxonomy places the organism in Eukaryota, Metazoa, Arthropoda, Insecta, Hemiptera, Aphididae. The record is from the annotation of a GenBank genome assembly.